AUGCUAAGUGUCCCUCAUCGGGCAAUUGAUAAUAAAUUUCUUGCUAAUAUCGAAGGUUAUAAAGGGACAAUCCACAAAUUAGGACGAUUAGUAACUCAUGAAUGGUGGACUGUAAUUGAUAAAGAAGGAAAGUCAAAAGAACGUUAUUUAUUUUUAUUUAAAGCACGAAUUUUAAUUUGCAAAGUUAGACGCAUUUCUGACGAUCGAUCAGUUUUCAUACUUAAAGAUAUCAUCCGAUUGCCAGAAAUAGAAUUAAUUGAACCGGACGAAAGUUUGAAAAUCGAAUUUAAAGCAGCUGAUGGUAUUAUUGCUAUUGUUGCACAUAAAGAAGAAUCAAAGAAAAUUUGGUUACGUGAAAUCAAGCAAUACCUUAGUGACGCCGUUGCACUUCAAGAACAUUCUAUUGACGAUAUUCGAAUUGAUCCAAAGCAACAUCUCGAUACUAACGAACCAUUAAUCAAGCUACCACAGCGUAUCGAAGCUUACGAAAACGAUCAAAAUAUCAAGCCAUCAGACGUCGCUGAAAAUUAUACAAUCUCGAAAUUUUCAACGAAAAAAGUCUCAGAAGAAGUAACAAAAACACAAACUUUAACCGAAUCUACAACUACUACUACUACUCAAAUUAAUAAAACUGAAAAGACUGAAGAAUCUAGUCAGCAAAUUGCACAACAAAAGUCUUCAGCAUCUACAAAGGAGCCAUCAAAGAUCCCUGUUUUUAAGAAACAAUCAACUGAAGAGAAACCUGAUGUUUCAGAAGUUAAAAAGUCUGGAAAGCCUGUAAUCUCACCUCAAGCACCUAAAGAAAGUCUAUUUGAAACUGCUAAGAAGACUCAACAAGUUGAAACUAAAACUCAAGUAAAAGUUGAGGAAAUUAAAAAAGUUGAAGCUAUUAAAGUUGAAGAAAAAGUUACGGCAAAACUUGAACAAGUCAAAAACGUAGAAAACAAAGUCGAAGAAACUAAAAAAGUCGAGGAAUUCAAGAAACCAGAACCCAAAGUCGAGGAAUCAAAGAAACAAGAAGCUAAAGUUGAAGAACAAUCUAAAAAAGUUGAAGAAGCGCCAAAGCCAUCAAUCGAAAAACCAAAAGCGUUACCGGAAUUAAAAACAGAAAUUGUUCGUAAAGCACCUGUUGAUCUUACACCUGUUGCUUCAUUAGAAAAGUCACUUGUUAUUGAAACAAAGAAAGUUGACACUGAAAAGAAAGAGGAAAUUAAGCAAGACAUAGUUAAAAGUGAAUUAACAGAGGUUGAACAAUCUGUCAGUGAGAAACUAGAUAAACUUAGUCAAAAAUUAAGAUCGAUUCGAAAGACAGAAGUUGAUAAGGAACUCAACAAAUUUACACCAAAGGAAGCUGAAGAACCAACUGAAAUCGAAAAAUCUGAAGAAAAAAUAAGAAGGAAAGAAGCUAUUAAGGAGGAAAUUCAAGAAAAAAUCGAGGAAGAUUACAUUGCUGAAAAUAGUGUAAUCCGUAGAAUUGAAGAAAGAUAUAAGAAGAAUUAUAAGGAAAGAUAUACUGCAAAGUCUAAAAAGAGCAUUGAUCUUGAGGAACCACCAAAAGUAUCCAAAAAAGUCGAACCUGAAGUAAAACUUGCUGAAGAAAAAGCUGAAAAACCAAAACCAGCACCACUAAACUUAUCAAAAGACGAGAAACUAGCUGAAGAAAAAUUACCAAAAGUAACUAAAGCAGCUGAUUCUGGUGACUCAAAAGACAAACAAUCACCACCAAAAGAAACCCAACAAAGCAACAACAAUAAUAAUUCUGAUAAUAAUCAAUCAGAUCAAAAUCAGGAUCAACCACCAACUCCACCACAAAGACCAAAUAAUCAAAGAAGAAAAGGUUCAGGAGAUAAGGAACGAUCACCUCCAACUCCAGGUUCAAUAAAAUUACCUGGAUUCUUUGAUCCACCACCACCAACCCAAUACGAAGCUUCUUUUGAAGUUCACGUCAAAAAGGAAAAAUAUCCUGAUCCACCACCGAAAAUUACAAGAAAAGUUGUCGUCAAGAACGAGGAACUAGAGAAGAAGACAGAAGAUUUUUUGAAAGGUGACUUACCAUACGAAAAAGAAGACUGCUCAGUAAUCACAGCACAACAAAAGAUUAAAAAUUUAAAACAUAAUCUUGGCAAGACAACAGAGACAAUUAAGUUUGCAGAAGAUACCGUAUCGAAGGCAAUCUUAGGAGAUUUUUCACAUAUCAAAACACCUGGCACUGUCGUUGGAGAACGCAAAAAAGGGCCUGUGUUUGAAUACCAAUAUACUGUUGAGGAUCCCAAAACCGGGGUAUGCAUAACAACUUCUGAAAAUAUUGAUUUUGAAGACGCAGAAGAAGAUUUAACAAGAUUAGCAAAAAUGGAUGCAGAUAGCAAAACUAAAGUUACCAAACGCGUUGAAGUCAAGCGCGAAGAAUCAAAACAUGUCAGCACUAGCAGCAAAAUCAUUAAUGGAAGUGGAAAACGUCCAAUUUUCAUGAAAGCAAUUAAAGGAUGCAAUAUCGAGCCUGGUGAAACUGCUACUUUCGAAUUCCAAUUGGAGGAUAAGCCUGUCAAUGUUGUAUGGUUGAAGGAUAACAAGCCACUUGAAGAUCCAUUACAGGAUCGUAUGACUUUUAAGGAAGGUGAUCAUAAUGCUUAUACAAUGCAAUUGAUUCAUUGCCGUGAAUCUGAUAGUGGAAUCUAUAUUGCAAAAGCAACAAAUGGAUUUGAACAUGCUACGUGUACAGCACAACUCAUUGUUGAAAAAUUAUCUGAUGAAAAACGUAAAGAGCUUACUGAAACAAAUGCUCCAUACUUUGAGAUUAAGUUGAAGGACACAGAAGUCAUUGAGAAUACUUUCCUUACUUUCAUGGUUAAGGUCAAGGGUGAGCCUACACCAAAGGUUCGAUUCACAAAAGACGAUAAGGAAAUUAUGGACACUCAUAAGCACUACAAGAUUAAUCGUGAAAGUGAAAAUCUUGGAUAUUACGAAUUAAUCAUUGGGGAAGUCAAAACCACUGAUGCUGGUACUUACAACUGUACAGUUUACAAUAAAUUUGGUACAUCAAAGUGUGAAUCAAAGGUUACAGUCGUUCAAGAAAAAGACAUUUUCGGAGAUUUUAGUGACAAAGUUGCUGAACCUGGAGCACGUCCAUCUUUCCAUUGGAAGAAAGAUGGUGAAGCGUUUGAUCCAGAAGAAAGAUUUAAGGUCUUAAUGGGUGACGAUGAGGAUUCACUUGCUUUAGUUUUCCAACACGUUCGUCCAGAAGAUGCAGGUCUUUAUACUUGCGUUGCUGCCACACAAACUGGUGCAAUUUCAUGUAGUGCUGAAUUGACUGUUCAAGGAACCGUCAAUGAACUUCCACGUGAACCAUGCAAGGCAAAUCUUGUUGUUGAUACCAGAGAAGCUUUAGCUAAUAUCGGUGCUUCUGCUAUGUUGGAAUUACAAUGCAAAGGUUUCCCAAGACCAGAAGUUUUAUGGAAACAUGAAGGAAAAGUCAUUGAACCUGGCGGUCGUUAUCGUUUCCUUUAUGAAGAUGCUGAGACAAUGACUUUAGUCAUCAAGAAUGUCUCAACAGAAGAUGCUGGUGUCUACACUAUCACAGCCAAGAAUGAAUUGGGUCAAGAUGAUACCGAAAUGAAAUUGAUUGUACGUCGUGCACCAAAGAUUCAUAAGCCAGGUGACAUUUAUGCACCAGCUGGCGAGGCUUACAAAAUGUCAAUCGAAAUUUCUGGCAUGCCUGAGCCAAAGUCAAAGUUCUUUAAAGACGGCCAUGAAAUAAUUGAAACUGAGAGAAUUAAGAUUCAUCGUGCUGGAGAUUUCUAUUUAAUUAAAUUCAGUGAAUGUCAUCUUAGCGAUACUGGUGUCUACUCAGCUGUCGCAACAAAUGAUUUAUGUACAUCAACUGAAUUAUGGAAUUUCCGUGUCACAUCUCCACCAAAUAUCAGAGAUAGAUUAAAUAAUGUGACUAUCGUUGAUGAAAGAGAAGACAUCGAAUUGUGUGUUAAGGUUGAUGCCUAUCCACCACCUACAGUCAAAUGGUUCAAGGAUGGUGUUGAAAUCUCUCAAAAUGAUCCACGUUGCAAGUUGAUUGUCGAUGGAGAUAACUACAAAUUGAAGGUUCGUGCAGCAGAUCGCGAUGAUUCAGCACUUUACACUGUUGAAUUGACAAAUGACAACGGAACUGUACGUGAUGAAAGUCGUGUCCAUGUCAGAUGUGCACCACAAAUUAAGGAACAUCUUAAGGAUGUUAUUUGCAAUGAAAGUGACACUGAAGUACAAAUGCAAGUUACUUUGGAUGGUUUCCCUAAACCUAAAGCUAAGUGGUAUCUUGGUGACAUUGAAAUCACUGAGAAGCAAUAUCGCUUUGUUGAGGAAGGUGACGAAAAUACUACAAUUUUCAAGUGCUAUAUUAAGGAAGCAACUGUCGAAGCAAGAGGCAAAUAUACAUGCAAAGUCACUAAUGAAUUUGGAAGCGACACGUCAACAUCAAAUGUUACUGUCAACUGUAAACCAAAGAUUAAGAAGACUCUUGUCGAUACUGAAGUCGAUGAAGGAACAACUUUAGUCCUUGAAGUUGAAAUCUACUCCGUUCCUGAUCCACAAAUCACUUGGACAAAGGAUGGACAAGAAGUUCAUACUGAUGCUAGAAUUAAAAUCACUCGCGAUUCUCAACGUUCUGAGACUUAUGCAUUGACCUUGAAUUUGGUCAAAGGAUCAGACUCUGGAGACUAUGAAAUCAAGGCUACAAACUUCUUGGGUACAUCUACAUCACGCAGCCGUGUUGUCGUUCAAACUUACCCUGAGAUCAUUAAGGCUGAUUUCGAGAGCAAGAAGACAUUCGAUACUCUUCCAAUAUCAUGGUCUGUUGACGCUAAAGGUGUUCCACGUCCUGAAGGUAUUUGGAUGUUGAAUGGAACUGUUGUCAAGUCCAGCGAACGUGUUAAAAUUACUGAAUCUGGCGAAAACUACAAAAUUGACAUCGUUGAUGUUAUUAUGAGUGAUCAUGGUGAAUGGUCUUUCGUUGCUAAGAAUCGUUUGGCUGAAAAGAAAAUCAGUGCUAAUCUUGAAGUUAUUGCUUGUAAUGAAUAUCGUCGUCCAAAUCUUAAACGUCGAUUCUUAGAAAAUGUCGAAGCUCCAAAAGAUUCGGAAGUUACUCUUACUCUCUCAUUAACUGCUGAUCCAGUUCCUGAUCUUACAUGGUAUCAAAAUGGAAAGGAAAUCUCUUCUGAUCAAUAUCGUGUCAUUACAUCAUCUGUUGGUGAAUUGGAACAUAAUUUGAAGGAUAUUACUUACACUUUGAAGUUCCCUAAGGCUAGACACUUUGAUACUGGUGACUACUAUGUCAAAAUAAAGAAUAAGUACGGCGAAGCUGAAGAUAAGUGUCGCGUCGAUAUUCGUUUGAAACCAGAAAUUGAAGGUCUUCAAGAUAAGAAGUGCUUGCCAUACGAGCAAGUCAUCUUCCAAGCUACAAUUUAUGCUAAUCCUACACCAAAAGUUACAUGGACAAAGGACGGUCAGAACUUGUGCAAUAAUGACAAUUGUGAUGUCAUUGCAGAUCUUGAAAAGGAAGUUUAUACCUUGAUUGUUGAAUCAUGUGCAAUUAAGGAACAUGGUACAUAUACUCUUACAGCUACCAACAACAUUGGUGAAACUAUUACCACUGCCAACUUGAAUGUUCAUGUUGAAAAACCAAACUUUAGCUUGAAACCACAAAGCAAGGUCAUUCAAGACUACAAAGAUUACGAAACUAAGAUUAAGGUUGGUGGAAUUCCACGUCCAACUGUUCAAUGGUAUCGUAAUGGUAAACCAAUUGACACAAACAUCAUUGAACCAAACACAAAUACACCAAAAUAUAAGAUCCAUACUAUUGGUGAUGCUCAAUUGACAUCAGAAUUCUAUAUUACUCAUUUUGGACCAACUGAUUCGGAUAUGUACUCAAUUAUUGCUUCCAACAUUGCUGGUGAUACAGAAGAAAAGUUCAGCUUAGCCAUUUUGGAACAAUCUCCAGUCUUUGAGACUAAAUUUGAUAGAUUCUUGGAAAUUCCAGAAGGGGAACGUCUUGAACUUAAAUGUAAGAUUGAUGGAAGUCCUUUACCAAAAGUUCGAUGGAUGAUUGAUGGAGAUGAACUUCCUGCAAGUGAUCGUGUCAAGAUUGAUGUCUCACCAAAUGGCGAAGUCACUUUGGUCAUCGAUAAAGUCAAGCCAUCUGAUUGUGGUGCCUACAAAGUUAUCAUUUCAAAUACAUCUGGAGAAGCUGCAAUGAUCUGUGCUGUUGCUGUUAAGCCAACACCUCGUAUUCCUGAAUUUGUUAAGCCAUUCAAUGAUACUAAUGUCAUUACUGGUGAUCAAUUGAAACUUGAAGCACAAGUUCUUGCUUAUCCAGUUCCAGAAGUACAAUGGAUGAAGGAUGGAAUUGUUAUACAUCCAUCAGAAGCUGUCAACUUCAUUUUGGAACCUGAUGGUGUUAUUGGAAUGACUGUUGAAAAUGUUAAGCCUGAAGAUGCUGGCGUCUACACAGUCAUUGUCCGAAAUGAACUUGGUGAAGCCAAAGCCACUCCAAUUGUUAAGGUUGAACCAAGACCGAGAAAACCACUCUUUAUGAAGGAAAUCUAUGACACAAAUGUCAUUGAAGGCUUCCCAUUACGUCUUGAUGUCAAAUAUCUUGCACAUCCAGAACCACAAAUGGCUUGGUCAGUUAAUGGCAGAGACAUUAAUGGUCAAGAUGGACAUUUUAAAUUAGCUCAAAAAGAUGGACAUGCUUCAUUGAUUGUCGACAAAGCAACACCUGGAGAUGCAGGCAAAUAUCAAGUUGUUGCCACAAACAACCAAGGCGCUGCAAGCACUGCUGCUAAGAUUACUGUUUCACCAAUGAUUGACGAUCAAAUGCCAGAAGAGCCUCCAAGCUUUACAAGCUCUUUGGGAGAAGUAACAGUUGAUGAAGGCAAGGAACUUGCAUUCUCAUUACCAUUCAUUGGAAAUCCAGUUCCAGAAGUUUUAUGGAGUCGCAAUGGCAAACCAAUUGAAGCAUCACCACGUACAAUGCUUACAUGCGACGGUCGUAAAGUUGGAAUUGUCAUUAAUCCAUCAGAAAUUUCAGAUUCUGGAAUGUAUCAAUGCUUAUUGGCUAAUCCACUCGGUGAGGUUGAGUCAAGAGUAAAUGUUCAUGUUCGCAAAAUCUUCCAAAAACCAAACUUCAUGUCAAGAUUCAGCGAUUUGCAAGUCUUACCUGGACAUGAUGCUAAAUUCCCAGCUCGUGUUACUGGAAUUCCAAAACCAGAUGUCUUGUGGUACAAGAAUGAGAAACCAAUCCAUAGCAAUGACAAGUACACUAUUAAAUACGAUGGAGAUACUGCAGUCCUUUAUGUUAGAAAUUGCGUCUCAGAUGAUAAUGGACUUUAUACUUGCUCAGCUCGUAAUCGUGAGGGUGAAGAUUCUUGCGAUGCUCGUUUGGAAAUUACUAAGCAAAUUGAAGAGAAGGAUAGAGCCGAGCCACCAUCAUUCUUGAAGAAGAUUGCCAACUCUGAAGUUAUUCAUGGAAUGAAAGCCAAAUUUACAGCAUGUGUUUCAGGCUUUCCAAUUCCAGAAAUUGAAUGGUAUAAGAAUGGAAAUAAAUUGUUUGGAGGUGAUCGAUUCAAGCUUGAAGCUGAAAAGAAUGGACUUUUACGUCUCAUCAUUAACGAUGUUCGUGAUACUGAUGCUGGAAAAUAUACAUGCAAAGCAAGAAACAAGCACGGUGAAGACAGUUGCAGUGCUGAAUUGGUUUAUGAAGAAGAAAAGCCAAAGAAGGCAUCACCAAAAGAUCCAAGAGAUAUUGGGGACAAAUAUAAGGCAGGAGUUCCAUUACCAUUGCCUGAUCGUCCAUACAUUUCACGUAUGUGUGACACUUAUCUUACUCUCUCAUGGAAGCCAUCAAUUCCAGCUGGUCCAAAAUACCCAAUUACUUAUCAAGUUGAAAUGCUUGAUCUUCCUGAUGGUGAAUGGUAUGUCUAUCGUGGAGGAAUCAGAGGCUGUCAUUCUGAAGUCCAAGGACUUUUGCCUUUCCACGAUUAUCGUUUCCGAAUUCGCGCUGAAGAUCGUUAUGGAGUAAGUGAACCAUCAUCUUAUGUCCAAACUUAUCGUGCAAAACUCGAACCAGACGCACCACGUAUUCAUGCAUAUCUUGGAAAGGGUAUGGACUUUAGACCAGAAAUCCCAUCAUACUUCCCAAGAGAUUUUGAUAUUGAAAAACCAUCUCAUGAUGGAUAUGCUGUUGCACCUCAAUUCUUAAGACAAGAAGAACCAUGUCAAUAUGGCAUUAAGCACCAUAAUGUAAAUCUCUUCUGGUUCGUCUAUGGAUAUCCAAAACCAACCAUUAAGUACUAUUUCAAUGAUCAACCAAUUGAAUGUGGCGGUAGAUUCUCAUGGAGCUACACAAGAAACGGUCAGGCAACACUUUUCAUUAACAGUAUGCUUGAACGUGAUGAAGGAUGGUAUGAAGCUGUAGCCACAAAUGAAUAUGGUUGUGCAAGACAAAAAGUUAAGGUACAAAUUGCUGAAUAUCCACGAUUCAUUCAGAGACCAGAUGAAGUUCAUAUAAUGGCUCGUCGUUCAGGACGUUUAGAAGCUAAGAUUGUUGGUAUUCCUGAACCUGAAGUUCGUUGGUUUAAGGACUGGCAGCCACUUGCAGAAACCUCUCGUUUGAAGAUGAUUUUUUAUGAACCAGACACUUAUGUCUUACUUAUCACAGACGCCAUGAAGAAGGAUGAAGGUCUAUAUUCAAUCAGUGCUAGAAAUAUUGCUGGUUCCAUUAGUGCAUCUGCUAUGGUUCAUAUUGAAGAAGAUGAGGAUGACUAUAUCUUUAAUUCACAUCAUCGUACUCCUUAUGUUAGAUCCCGUCAAAAGCCAUUGUAUACUGACAUCUAUGACCUUGGUGAUGAAUUGGGACGUGGUACACAAGGUAUCACUUAUCAUGCUGUUGAACGUGCAACAGGUCGUAACUUUGCAGCUAAAGUCAUGCACGGUCGUUAUGAUCUUCGUCCAUUUAUGUUCAACGAAUUGGAUAUUAUGAAUUCACUCAAUCAUAGAAAAUUGAUCCGUCUUCAUGACGCUUAUGAUUCAUCCAAGUCAUUGAUUUUGAUUGAGGAACUUGCUGCUGGUGGAGAAUUAGUAAGAGAUCACUUACUUCGUAGAGAUUUCUAUACUGAAAGAAUUGUUGCCAUGUUCAUCUAUCAAAUUCUUCAAGGUUUAGAACACAUGCAUACUAGACAAAUUGGACAUAUGGGAUUAAACAUUCGUGACUUGUUAAUCGCUCAUCCUGGUUCAAAUGAAUUGAAGAUUUGCGAUUUUGGUCUUGCACGUCGUAUUGAGGAUACAUUAGCACCAUUAGAGUUUGGUCAACCUGAAUAUGUUGCUCCAGAAGUCGUUAAUGGCGAAGGUGUUGGAUUAGGUCAAGAUAUGUGGUCAGUCGGUAUCAUUACAUACAUUUUGUUGAGUGGACACAGUCCAUUCUUAGGAGAUAAUGAUCGUGAAACUUUAUACAACGUUAAGAAGGGUCAAUGGCAAUUUGUUGGAUCUAUCUGGAAUGAUAUUUCAAAGGAAGGUCGUGACUUUAUCACAAAACUCUUAGCCUUUGAUGCCUAUCAUCGUAUGGAUAUUAAAACAGCUUUGAAUCAUCCAUGGUUCCAAAUUAUAACUCGCAAGCAUGUUGAUGAAGUUCAACUCAGCACCGAUCGCUUACGUAACUACUGGCAUGGAUUCCGUGAUUGGUAUGCAAAUGCAUCAUGUAGAAGCUAUUAUCGUCGCAGAGCUCUUGCAACUGCCUUUGAUCAUCCAUCCAAGAUGGUUUAUCCACCAGGAAUGAUUUUCACACCUGAGGGAACGCCACCACGCAUUGAGGAUCAAACUAGAAAACCACAUAAAUGGGAAGAUUAUAUUAAGGAUGACUACGAAACUGCAAGCUUCAAAUCUGAGAGCCACUAUCAAUAUGGACCAGAUACAUACUUGCUUCAACUUCGUGACACCAACUUCCCAACACGUUUGCGAGAGUACAUUAAGGUUGCUAAAGGACGCUCACCAAGUUUCAACUUUGCAAUCAAUGACAGUCAAAUGGAUCUUUCUAUGCCAGUCAUUAGAGAACGUAGACGAUUCACUGACAUCAUGGAUGAAGAAAUUGAUGAUGAACGUCGCACAAGAAUUAGCCGCUAUGGAACUCCAGAUAGUGGUACAACAGUUAGCAGACGUAUUCGUAAUGAAGUCAGUGUUAGAUCUCAAUCAUAUCAAGAAGCUGAAGCCAUAAUUGAAUCACGUGCCGAUGGACAUGUUCCAUUCUUCCGUGAAAAGCCACAAACAGUUGCAAUCACUGACGGAGAACCAGCUGAAAUUUCAUGUUUAGCUGUUGGAGAUCCAGCACCAAAUGUUCAAUGGUUUAAGAAUGAUAUGGUUAUUCAGGAAAGUAAGAGAAUCCAGUACCAUAGUGACGCACAAGGACGUUCAAUUUUGAAAUUCAAUCCAGCAAUUGAAUUUGAUAUUGGAAUCUAUAAAGCAGUUGCACGAAACAAGAUCGGUCAAACUUCAUCACGUACUCGUGUUGUGUAUGCUAUGGUUCCAGAUGCACCAGAAGCUCCUGAACCAGUCGCUGUGAGUGACACAGAAAUUCUUUUACGUUGGAAGCAACCACGUGAUGAUGGAAAUUGUCCAGUGAUUUGUUACUGCUUACAAUUUAAAUCACCAACUGAUUCACAAUGGAGAGACAUUGCCACCAAUAUUGAUCAUGAAUUCUACCUUGUUCACGGCUUACAACCAAAGCACAAUUACAUUUUCGGAUUAGCUGCAUGCAAUAGAAUCGGAUGGAGUGAACGAGGAUCUACAACCGGAUCCACAACUGAAAUUAUCACGACUGCUGAAGCUGGAGCACCAAAGAUUCAAGUCACACGAGCAAUGAAACAUUUACAACAAAUCACAGAAUCUGGUCAACAAAUUUUACCAGAAGACGACAAGCCUAAAGUUGAUUAUAGAUUUGAAACAGAACCAAUUGAAUGGUCCUCAGAGCCUUCAUAUACCGAACGUUAUAGCUUUAUUUCAGAAAUUUCUCGUGGACGUUAUUCAGUGGUAGUUAAAGGAGUAGAAAAGCAAACUGAUUCAGUUGUUGUAGCCAAAAUCUUCGAAUAUACACCAGAGACCUCAAGUCAAAUCCAAAAAGAAUUCGAGAAUUUAAGAACAUUGCGUCACGAAAGAAUCGCAUUCUUAAUUGCAGCAUAUAAACCUCAAAAUGCACCAAUUGCUGUCCUCAUUCAAGAGAAGCUUCAAGGUGCUGAUAUUUUAACAUACCUUGGAAGUCGACAUGAAUAUUCAGAACAGACUGUUGCCACAAUUUUAUCACAAACCCUCGAUGCCGUCCAAUAUCUUCACUGGAGAGGAUAUUGUCAUUUAGACUUACAACCUGAUAAUAUUAUCAUGGCAUCCGUCCGUUCACAACAAAUUAAACUUGUUGAUUUUGGAUCAGCACAGCCAGUUAGCAAAUUAGGAUCACAUGUUCACUUACCUGCCAAUGGAAAUCUUGAAUACACCGCACCCGAAGUACUAGCUGACGAGCCUGCAUAUCCACAAACAGAUAUUUGGUCAAUCGGUGUUUUGGCAUACAUCUUACUUUCCGGAUGCAGUCCAUUUAGAGGAACUGAUGACAAUGAAACAAAGUCAAAUAUUAGCUUCUGUCGAUUCAGAUUUGAAAAUCUCUACCGUGAUGUAACACAAGAAGCAUCAAGAUUCUUCAUGUUCAUUUUCAAGCGCACACCACUUAAACGUCCAUCAGUCGAGGAAUGUUUAGAGCACAGAUGGUUGACAGCCACAGAUUUUAUGAUCAAAAAACGCGAACGUACACAUUUCUCAUCCGAAAAGAUCAAGAGAUUCUCAGAAGAGUAUCACGCAAAGAAGAUCGCUGAGGCUAAAAAACGUGAAUCAGUAACGAGUACACUACUGAGUGGACGAGCACCACAGCAACUAUUGAGAACAAAUAGCAUUCAAGAGGAACUACUGACAACGUUCUAG
Molecule: messenger RNA, 11997 nt
Organism: Chironomus riparius
Lineage: Eukaryota; Metazoa; Arthropoda; Insecta; Diptera; Chironomidae
Source: the annotation of a GenBank genome assembly